UCGAAGCGGCAGCGGCGCCCCAGCGUCCGCCUCGGCGAGAUCGGCGACCAGCCCGCCGCCAUCUCCUCCGAACCCUCCUUCCGCCGCCACCCCAAGCUGUGGAACCCCGACGAACCCAUCAUCCCCCGCCACAAACCACCCCGCCCCCACCACCCCUCCAAACCCUCCUCCCGAACCCGCGCCCUCACCACCCUCGCACCCCCGGGGGACGACGACGAUCGCCUCGACCUCCCCUCACAACCGCCCCCUGAUGACCACGACGAGAACCUCGACCCCGAUGGCGAGAUCCGCCACGGCGCUCGCGGCCCCAAGCCCUGGAGAAGCGUCGGCGGCGGCGGAGCCCGGCGCGCCAGAUCGGGAUGGGCGGCUCCUCGUGCCGACGAAGCCGCCGCGAGCGCCGAGGAGGGCCCCGACGAGGAGCGCUAUGGCGUGGAGGGGGACGAUGACUCGCCGAUCGAUCGGAGGCUCUCGGCCGCUAGGGUUAGGGUUUUGGAGAGCAGGGACGCUGGCCCUGCUGCGGAAGGCGAUUCCCCAUACGAGAUGGACGGCAGGGAUUGGAUCGAUCGGAAUGGGUGGUGCCCAUCAGUGGAGGACGGUAGCGUCAACUCUUGGCUUGACGGAUUAGGGUUGGGGCGAUAUGCUCCGCUGUUUGAGAUCCAUGAAGUGGACGAGGAGGUGUUGCCCCUUCUAACCCUGGAGGAUCUCAAGGAUAUGGGGAUCAAUGCAGUUGGGGCGAGGAGAAAGAUGUACUCCGCCAUCCAGAAGCUCAGGAAGAAGAAACCCUAACUGGGUUUUGGGUGAAGCGAUCGGAGAGUUUUUGGGUGGAAGCAAAGUUUAUAUCUUGGAUGAUGUCAAAUCGUUAUGGUGUUUCAGAUUUUUACACACUUUGCUAAUUGAGCCUUUGAGUGGAUCUGUUCAGAUACAAAUUUUCAGCUAACACAAUUUGUGAGUUGUCUAUAAUACCUUGAAUCAUAACAGCAAUAUUAUUAUUCUCUUGUCUACACUACUUUUCAAAGCUUUGCGCAUUAUUACUAUGGUUAAGUUCUAAGAUCAUCAUUUUAUUGGGACCUUAUGUAGAUUUCUUGUCGCAUUUAUAGGUCGUUUUGUGUAAUCAUACUUCUCUCCUAGAUAGGGAAAGUGGUGGAGGCCCUUUUGUAUUUCUCGAAUAAAUGACGUCAUGCCGGCAUCACAAAAUAGCACUAACCCUCUUUUUUUUGUUUUUUCACGGCAUCGUUGGGGGCCACAUCAACGUACAAGCUCCGGGCAGCGGGCACUUCGAGAUAGCAACUAAUGGAAGCUGCCCGACCUGACCGGUUGGUCACUUUGUUAUUUAAAACCACUGUAGUCUGUACCAUGUUCAUACUAGAUAGCUUUCAUGAGGAUUAUUAUUAUUAUUAUUAUUAUUAUUA
Ananas comosus (pineapple) is the source of this 1409-nucleotide messenger RNA. RefSeq lists its product as uncharacterized. The annotation marks the transcript as partial. The record is from RefSeq and is a predicted model, not a curated record. NCBI's taxonomy places the organism in Eukaryota, Viridiplantae, Streptophyta, Magnoliopsida, Poales, Bromeliaceae. Gene Ontology annotation, molecular function: protein binding. The transcript has 2 exons.